Messenger RNA from Porites evermanni, 223 nucleotides. The record is from the annotation of a GenBank genome assembly. Lineage: Eukaryota; Metazoa; Cnidaria; Anthozoa; Scleractinia; Poritidae.
AUGGCUACAAGCAGUCCUGCUGAAGAAAGACAACUUUUCCUGAUGGAAAACAUGAACAGGAGACUAGAUUCUAUUUUAGAGAGCCAGAAGAAACUGAAAGAAGCAAACGCAGCAGUUCAGCAAGUUAACGUAACUAGCAAAACAGGAGCGACUAAAUAACAGCAAACGCGGCUCAAAACUGUCACGCAGAGAAUCUAAAGGAGAAGUUCCAAUGGAUUUAAGG